GUUUUGUUUUCUUCAAUCAAUUCAUCUCAUCUAUCGGUAAAUACCUACCGCAGUUUUUUUUAUUAAUUUUGCUAAGUUGAAAAAAGGGUCGUUUGUUAUAAUGUUUUGUUCUCGCAAGAGAACCUAAAAUUCAAUGGCAUGCAGUAAUGGAGUUCAAUGAAUUUAGAACAAAAGAGGUAUUGGACCCGGUAGAUAUAGAUUAUUACUGUGAUCGAUCACGCUCGCCGAGUCCGCCACCCGUUUUCAACACAAAUGUGUGUUGUGAUUUGGAAGACAUCUUGAGCGACGCCAUAUCAGAGACAUUGCAUAGCUCUCUCCGUGUGAGCCGCAGUCAGCUGAUUAACCAAGAAUUGACUAUAAGGCCGGAGGCCAAUAUUGAAGCAAACGUACCAGAGGGCUUAGACUUGUACAAAGUUAUCUUUGAAGUAGAGAGUGACACGGAGGGGAGGAUGAGUGACGUAGAGGGUGCCGCAGUAGACAACAACUCAUUGACUGAUCAGGAGUCCUGCCGGCUGGUCGGCGGCUCCAAGUUCUACGAGAUGAUGGACAGUGCCACGUCUGCGGACGUGUCCACUCCCUCGCCCACUGAGAAGCACGACCACAUGAAGCCCACUGAGAGUGAUGAUGAAGUUUCAGACGUAGACCAAGAGUGCACGAGGUUCAGCGGUGUCAGUUACCUCGGCGCACAGAAUAUAUCGGACCCUAAAUCAGAGAGUGACAUCCAACGUAUCAUGAAGGAGCUCAGCUCUAUGCCAGAAAGUAGAGAUGGGAUCGCCGUAUCGAUAUCGAUACCGGUAUGCUCGCAAGGACUAGUGGUGCUCUACCAAGCAGACUCAAAUAAUGUGAUGACACGGUACGCGGUGAAUCGUAUCUCGUUCUACGCUCGCGGCGCUGCAGGAUCUCCAGUCGCCUCCUGCUUCGCCUUCACAUGGUCUCACGGCGAGACCAAGGAGUCCGCAGUGUAUAGGUGCCAUGUCUUCAGGUGUCACAUCGCUGAGGCCGUCAAUCAGGUUUCAAGCUGUUUCGCCAAAGCGUUUGAGCGUAUUCCUCGCUCAAUGGCGUCAUCCCUGGUGGGUGAUCUUAGCGCUGCGCCCUCUAUGACCGGCUCCCUCACUGAAGGCACUGGACCCGCAGUACCACCGAUGCAACUUAUGCACGUACUUGAAUGUACUGUUGAUAUCAAAGAGACUGAUGCGAAGGGUACAUUCAGCCAUGUGCCGAAGGAGCGUCUCGGCUUCAAGCUGCGCGGUGGAAUAGACAAGCAAGUGACUAUAAAUGUGAAACAGGUCACUAACAACAUACAGCCAGAGUCUGAUGACCCACAGUCAACCUACACCGGUGGUUUAUACAUCGAACGCUGCUUCGGUAUCCUUCUCGCUCCCGGUAGGAGCGUGAAGCAUUCAGACAUGAGGCUCCUUGAAAUGGUGAGUGGUUCAUCAGGCGGGUCUGGUUGUUCAGUGUGCGCACUGUGGAACGCUGGCGAGUCAGCUCUGGCCGCCUUCAACGUAGCCAGCGGGGACGGCGCGCCCGCGUACAUGUCACUCGCAUUGGAUCUGGUCAUCAGAGGGAUACCUGAUCCUUUGAGAUUGGUAAUUGAGACUCCAGUAAAGAUAUUCCCGCCUACUGAGCGAUUCUGGUACUACUCGAAACGGCCGCUUGUUCAGCAAUUUUAUAUUAAUCUGAAAGAGUCAGUAGACGCGCUGGGUCAGCUUCAAUACGAGGUGGCCAGUAUCGAGACUUCGGACGAGUUAGACAGAUCCAGGCUAAACUUGCCACUCUCACUGUCAAGUCUGUUGCCAUCACCACUGUCCAGUGCACCUGCACCACCCUCGCCGUCUGAGCCUGAUUCUGAUGGCGAUGAACCACUUCUCAGUGGGACUGGGGAAGUAUCAAAAGACUGCGGCGAGGAUGUGCUCGUCAAUUGGGCUCAAGUACUGAGGAGCUGGACAGGCCCUCGUCCACGUGCAUUGAACCACUUGGUACGCGUUGGAGUGCCGGAAGCUCUCCGCGGUGAAGUAUGGCUGCGACUGGCUGGAGUUGACCAGAACGACAAGCUCAUGGAGACUUAUAGGACGCUUAUUAGCAAAGACUGUCCAUUCGAAGCGGUGAUCCAACGCGAUAUAGCACGUACGUUCCCCGCACACGACUUCUUCCGCGAGGCAGGCGGACUGGGACAGGAUUCUCUGCUACGGAUGGCGCGGGCAUACGCCGUGUACGACCACGAGGUCGGAUACUGCCAGGGACUCAGCUUCUUGGCUGCUACCUUGCUUUUACAUAUGCCAGAAGAGCAAGCAUUCUGUCUACUAGUUCGACUUAUGUAUGGCUAUGGUCUGCGUGAACUGUACAAGGACGGGUUCGAAGCUCUCUACAUGAGGCUACAUCAACUCGACAGGUUAAUGGAGGAGCAACUAACAGACUUGCGCGCUCACUUCCAAGAGCUGGGUGUAGAGCCACACAUGUUCGCGUCUCAGUGGUUCCUCACCGUGUUCACAGCGCGUUUCCCUCUACCCUUGGUGUAUCACAUCCUCGACGUGUUCCUACUGCAAGGCAUCGACACCCUGUUCCAAGUGGCGCUGGCGCUACUGUCCCGCUCGCGCAAGGAUCUGCUGCAGCACGACUUCGAAGGGGUACUCAAGUACUUUAGAGUAACAUUGCCAAAGAAAUGUCGGGCGGAAGAAUCGUCUCGCCAAAUUGUGAAACUUGCGUGCAGUAUUAAAGUUAAACGGUUGCCCAAAUACCAACAGGAGUACGAGAAAUUCAUUAAAGAAUCUGCGGAAAAAGAGAAAAUAAACGUUGAACUCGAGAGAUUAAAGGUCAUCAACACGCAGCUACUACAGGAAAAAGAGUUAUUAGAAGCGCAGUUGACGGAGGCCCGCACAACUUCAGAAGAAAGUCAGAAGGAAGCAGCGCACUUCUCAGCGGUAGCGCGGGAUUACCGCGAGAUAUGCGCCAGACUCGACAAACAGUUACAUACUAUGCAGGACUACAUUAAGGACUGUGUCAGUUGCAGCGUGAAACUUGCGCAAAAGGAUAAUAAAGAAGAAGAACAAAAAGGCGACGACAAAGAAGGUUCAAGCGAAACAGAGGCACGACUGAGGCAACGUGUCCGCGACCUUGAACUGGAACUAGCGCAAGUGAAACUCGCGCAUGUGCAGGCACAGUGCAGUAAUCAAGAACUAAGCCACCAACUGACGGUCGCUCUGAACGAAGUGCAGUCAGCCGUCAACCAGAAGCAAACAGUCGCACCCUGGCUAGUGCGCACACUCAAUUCCAUCAUGGAAGCGGCGCAAACACGACCAUCGUUCCAGACUUAUCUCCCUAACACUGCAGAACAGCCCGCGACACCACUGCACAGGCAAGGCUCUUUCUCAACCGGACAGUCUCACAGCCACGGGAACCUCGACCGCCGAGUCUCAGAACCUUACAGCCCAGACGUCGUCCGGAGGAAGAAAGACCUUAACGCAUCCAAACGGCAUUCCCUACUCGUCGAGUCCAACCUCUCGAAAGAGGCCAAAGAAAUUAACCGACGGAGCCAUGACGUCACCAUCGUCAAAAACCUCUCGAUGGGUUGACACUAACGCUCACAAACUCCGUUUAGUACGACAUUAUCAUUAUACUAUGUUUCGUAUUAUUUCGGUGUGAGAGGUUGUAUUAAAGGAAACGUUUGUUGUAUGACACGCUGAGCUACAGAUGUACAGUUCGCAGCAGGUUUAUAUAAGUAGCCCACAUGCAACGAUUUAUACAUCGCGCGGCGUGUGAAUGUGCACAUAACAGUAACUAGUCAUAAUGUAAUAUAAUCGAGCACGUUAUUGUUUACCGAUCGGAUAGUAUUCUAGAUGUAUUGGUUACCUACCAGUGUGUACUCUACGAUGACACUAUUCGCACUACCAUUCCACUAUAAUAAAUGUAUUGUGUAUGAAUCUCUUAAAGACAUUAUCACCCAUUUUGACAUGACUUGACAUUUUGAUAUUUAUAGUAUGCCCCAACUAUAGUAUGAUAUUAAUUGUAUUAUUGUUAAAUUCUAAUGAUUUUUGCGCUUUAAUGCUCACGCUAUAUUGAGUGCCUUCCGGUUUAGGUUAAGUGGUAUUUAGGCAUCGUAUUUAUUAUUGACAUCUUUCAGUAUUUCACUUAUUAUGUUACUCUUCAUGUUUUAAUGCGACAUAUCAGAACGAUAGCAAUACAAGAAUCGUCAGUAAAUUAUUGAAUAGUUAUCAGUUGACAAGAACAAACGAUUUGAAUGGCUGAUUUUAAGUACUGAUACAAAUAGUGCAAGAAAGUGAUGAUUUACAGAAUUAAGCAAAUGCAUUUGCCCAAGUAAAUAGUAGUCCACAUCUAAGUACAUUGCAGGCUCUUUCUAGGCCUUUAGUAGGCGGCUAAAAUAUACAUUUAUCACUUUAAAUUUUAAUAUAACAAAAUCUUUUUAAUUCAUUUCCAAUUACAACUGACA
This is a messenger RNA of Spodoptera litura, 4447 nucleotides long. It is a transcript of the gene GAPcenA, whose product is annotated as GTPase activating protein and centrosome-associated. Lineage: Eukaryota; Metazoa; Arthropoda; Insecta; Lepidoptera; Noctuidae. The record is from RefSeq and is a predicted model, not a curated record. Gene Ontology annotation, molecular function: small GTPase binding; GTPase activator activity. Gene Ontology annotation, biological process: regulation of GTPase activity.